This is a messenger RNA of Cynocephalus volans (Philippine flying lemur), 2464 nucleotides long. It is a transcript of the gene SKA3, whose product is annotated as spindle and kinetochore associated complex subunit 3. Gene Ontology annotation, cellular component: kinetochore; outer kinetochore; spindle microtubule. The record is from RefSeq and is a predicted model, not a curated record. Gene Ontology annotation, biological process: chromosome segregation; mitotic cell cycle. Bases 14 to 1297 code for a protein of 427 amino acids. Lineage: Eukaryota; Metazoa; Chordata; Mammalia; Dermoptera; Cynocephalidae. The transcript is spliced from 10 exons.
GCCGAGCUCGGCCAUGGACCCGAUCCGGAGCUUCUGCGGGAAGCUGCGGUCUCUGGCCAGCACGCUAGACCGCGAGACGGCCCGGCUGCAGCGGGCGCUGGACGGAGAGGACAGCGACUUUGAAGAUCAUCCAAUGAGAAUUUUACAUGACCUUCAUUCAGAAGUCCAGACUCUAAAGGAUGAUGUUUAUAUUCUUCUUGAUAAAGUAAAAUUGGAAAAUCAGGAAAGCAUUGGUUUCAUAAAGGCAACAAAAGUACUGAUGAAAAAAAAUUCAGUGGAUAUCAUGAAAAUGAGAGAGUUUUUCCAGAAGUAUGGAUAUAAUCCACGUGCCAAGAAAAAUUCAGUGUGUGAGCAAGAAGUCAAUGACUCUACCCCAGAGUUGGCUAAGUGUGAAAAAUUUCAAAAGCCUGAUGUGAAGGAUGAUCUGUCUGAUCCUCCUGUUCCAAGCAGUUCUGUUUCUCAGAAGUCUCUAUGUAGUCCACAACUUUCAGAUUUUGGACUUGAGCAAUAUAUGAUAUCGCAAGUUCUACCAAACCCUACACAGGCAGUAAACAAUCAUAAGCAAGAACCCAAAAUUGUAACUCCACCUACCAAACAAUCACUAGUUAAAGUACUAAAAACUCCAAAAUGUGCACUAAAGAUGGAUGAUUUUGAGUGUGUAACUCCUAAAUUAGAACACUUUGGUAUCUCUGAAUGCACUGUGUGUUUAAAUGAAGAUUACACAAUGGGACUUAAAAAUGUGAAGAAUAAGAAAAGUGAGGAGCUGGUAGAAACAGAGCCCAAGGUCAAUCAUAAUUUUUUUGCCACUCCUGGCCCCAUAAUGCAGCAAUUGAAAAAAAGUGUAUGUUUUUGUAUUUAUCCAUAUAAAUCUACUUCAUCUUUUUUACUUGAUGCCGAGAAUAUGAAUUCCCCCUUGGCACCUACAUUCUGCACUCCUGGUUUGAAAAUUCCUUCUACAAAGAACAGCACUGCUUUGGUAUCCACAAAUUACCCAUUAUCAAAAAGAAACAGUGCAUCAGAUGAUUUGGAAGUUAAAGAUUGCACUUCAUUAGUUUUAAAUUCAGAUGAGUGCUUUGAGAAUUUUGCAGAGCCUUCUUCUCCUACAAUUUCUUCUUAUGAGAAUCUGCUCAGAACGCCUCCACCUCCAGAAGUAACUACAAUUCCAGAAGAUAUUCUCCAGAUUUUAUCAAAAUACAACUCAAACUUAGUUCCAGUAGCUGUUGAAGCAGUGCCACCCAGUAAAGUGUUCCUUAAAUAUGGACAGGAUAUCCAAGAUGUUGGCAACAAAGAAAACUGAAAUUCUAGUGGAUCUGUCCAUUAUAGAAACUGAGGAGAAUGAGAUGAAAGCAGAGCUGGACUUACUGUGUUAUUCACAUGUUCCCCUCCCUCUUUCCUCCUUUUUAAAACUGACCCAUUUUAAAGAGGAGCAUGGACAGUGAUGUCAUAAUAUGCUGUUUAUGAAGUUUUGAUUUGGUUUAACCUGUCUUGUUGAUACGUGCUUCAGUCAUUCUAUUUUUAAAGAUUAUUCCUGUUUCAUUGAUAUUACUCUGCUUAAUCUAACAGAAUAGUUUAAGUAUUAUCAGAAAGUGAGAAAAACAAAUUAAAAAAUUUAAAUGCUACUGUUUGCUACUCAGAUAAGUCCUCCCCUGAUCUCAUGGCCAGGUGGUUAUUGCUGUCCACUAGUUCUGCCUUUCUCUUGUCUCUUCUCAUGACUGUCCCAGAGUCCUUUACACCUUUUAUUUCAUCAAUGCUUUUUGUUUUGUUUCAUUUAAGUGAGUUUUUUUGUUUUUGUUUUUUCAUCAAUGCUCUUUUAAGAUUCCGUCACUUUUUGCAAAUGACAGAAACACAGCUUAAACUAAUUCUGGAAAAGGGGAAUUUACAGCCCUACGUCACUGCACUGUGACCACUGGAGGAAGAGGGAGGUAUCAGUUUGAAUCAGGGACUCAUGGCUUUCAAGCUGUGCUUUUCUUCUGUUUUCUCCCAGCUUUUCACUGUGUUGGUUUUUUUCACAUCGGCACCUUCUACCACAUGGCUGCUGACCUCUCAAGCUCUGCUCUUCAGCUGGGCCACCCAGCAGAGCCCAAGCCUCACUCUCUGGAAGGUUCUGAUGGCUCAUACUGGGCCAGGGGACCCCCUGUGGACUGUCAGCUGGGGCCACAGGAGCCUCUAGAGCUACCUGGUAGCGUCAGACUGCCCUGUCCAUUGAGUCCAAGACCCUUCUGAUUUAGGUCUAUUGGAAAGUAAUUAUCUAAUUAAGUUCAUGAUAGUAUUGUUGGAGAACUUUUCAAAUUACAGCCACUGGGAAAAUAAGAACCUAGCAUACUGUGGAAAUCAGUUAAAAAUGUGAGAAGAAAUGACUGACAAGUAUCAUGACAAGGUGCUUCAAAGGCUUCGCUUUGGGAAAUUUAAUGCAGUAAAAUUACUCUCUUUUAUGACUGUGUUUUGAAAGUCAAAUGGAAGACCU